CUGCCGUCCCUACAGUAAAGAUGCUGAAACAUGGAUAUUCCCAUCUCCCACCUACCCAGGAUAGAGAGCGAUCCUGGAGCGGACAAGCAGCACAGCUAACCUACGCCGGAUUCUCCGACUUGGUAACCAACGAGCAGGGGACGCUAGCCAUCGUCAUCGCCAUUCGCGACGCGACUCACCUCGUCGACUUCUUCACCUACCAGUUCUCCCCACUCGAGGCCUCCUCCCCUACCACGCCGUCGCGUGAGUCGACUCGGGGCCUUCUGGCCCAUCUCCACGGGUACAGCCAGAAGCAUCAGGAGAAGCUCGUCGCUGUCGGGCUCUCCGAGGACCUAGAGCGGAGAUGUCCAGGGUUGUGUUCCCUCCUCUGGCGAGACCUGGAUGCGCUACCGCUCGUGCUGAAACAUCAAGAUCAUGCACGUCGGCCGGAGGAGCCGGGCGAUCUCUGCGUCUUCACAAGCUGGGAGGAGAAGACUCCGGAUGAACAGGCGGACUCGAUGGCGAGGAAGUGCUUGAGAUCAUUUGGCGUGGGGCAUUUGAUCCACAAUCAGAUUCACGCUAAUGGGAUGGUGGACGUGGAUAAGAGCUUCUGUGUCCGCUUCGCUGCGGCAGAUGACUAUCGGCGGACGGUUAGCGAGGAGCUAUGGGGUUUAACACGAGCCCUCGCGCAGGAUCUUGUGGCGAGGAAGGUGAAGAUGGCGUUUUUCAGUAUGACAUGUCAAGGGAAACCAGAUGUACAUACUAGACACGCCUUGGUGCGGCUGUGUCAUAUCCUAGGGGUGGAUGUUAAGUGGUACGUCCCCAAGCCGCGCCCGAAUAUCCAGCAAUUGAUUCGCAAAAUGGAGGAUAUCAUGGAAGGGCUCGCGGAUCCCGCCGUGGAUUUUGAGACAGAGGACCAGCUCCAAAUCCUCGAGUUCGCCUACGAGAAUGCGCGACGGCACUGGCUGGGCGACCAUGGGCCCCUGCGCGGCCGCCACCAGGGAGGAGCCGACGUUGUUGUCAUAGACAGUGCGCCGUUGCUGACGCUGGCGCUGUUGGCGAAGCAGCAUGAUCCGGAGCGACCGGUGGUUUUCGAGAAUCGAUUGCAUGCUCCCUCUGAUGUGCUGUCGCAGCAUCCUGCACUUGCGCAGGUGAGGGCGUGGCGCUUCGUGCAAGCCAGGUUGGAGCAUGUCGAUUCGUUGAUUACGACCCUGCCGCGGGAGCUCGCGCCGGGGCUUAUGGCAGAGGAGAAGGUUGGUUAUAUACUGCCUUCUGUUGAUCAGCUCGAUGGUUUGAAUAAAGCGAUGACGGACUCCGACAUGUCGUUUUAUGGUCAGGAGCUCAAUUCCUCAUGCAGGACAUUGGGAACUCCAGGGAUCCAGUAUCCGAAAGAGCAAUAUAUCCUAAGCCUGUCCCAACUUCGUCCCGGAGACGGCACUCUCGCUCUCUUGGACGCUUACGCCACGUUUUGCAGGAGUUUUCUUCAACAACAAACCAACAACACCACCGACACCACCACCGAUAAUAACAACCAUAGUACGCAUACAUUCCCCAAACUGCUGAUCUGCCACCACGGCCCCUCGCGCAGCCCCGAGAACUCCCCGCAGUAUGAAGCUCUUCUCUCCCAUAUCCACACUCACAUGCCACCGUCUGUCGCCUCGCGCGUCUGCAUCAUCCAACUCAGCGCCCAGGACCAGAUGUGGAACACCCUGCUCUCCAACGCCCACGUGGUUGUGCAACUUGCGCUCUGCCAGGGUAUCCCCGAGGUGUUGGUCUGGGCGAUGCGCAAACACCGGCCGCUGAUCACCGUUGCUGAGGGAGGAUUAGUGUGUGCUUUCGCUGGAACAGGGGGAAUUGGAGGGACAGAAAUGCUGCGGCUUGUCGAUAGCCCCUCCGAUGUCCAUGCCGUCUCUCGCCAUUUGGAUCGUGUCUUCGCUGACCGGGAGGUGUCUCAGCGUAUGACCCAGGCCCCGAGUAGAGAAGAGUGUUUGUCUGAAGCUGCGACGACGGUGGGGAAUGCUGCCUGUUGGAUGUUUCUUGCGUCGAGGAUGUCUCGGGAUAAGGCAUUUCAGGCCCGUGGGAGGAAUGUUGCGGAGUUGGUGCGGCUGGAUGGUUUGGCGGCUGAGUAGGUGAGAGGAAUAGUUGUUAUUGGGUAGGCAGUAUGUUUUGGGGGGAAUUUUUUUGGAGCGUGGCUGAGAACUUGGUUUAUACUGUACUAACUGAAGCGUAGUCGAGG
Molecule: messenger RNA, 2215 nt
Organism: Aspergillus saccharolyticus JOP 1030-1
Lineage: Eukaryota; Fungi; Ascomycota; Eurotiomycetes; Eurotiales; Aspergillaceae
Product: putative heat shock trehalose synthase
Exons: 6
Coding region: 21-2108 (695 amino acids)
Source: RefSeq, a predicted model, not a curated record